Molecule: messenger RNA, 2412 nt
Organism: Triticum dicoccoides
Lineage: Eukaryota; Viridiplantae; Streptophyta; Magnoliopsida; Poales; Poaceae
Product: protein FAR1-RELATED SEQUENCE 5-like
Exons: 7
Coding region: 1-2412 (803 amino acids)
Biological process (GO): regulation of DNA-templated transcription
Molecular function (GO): zinc ion binding
Source: RefSeq, a predicted model, not a curated record
AUGGUGGCUGGGGAAACCGGCAGCACGGUCGCCGGUGGAGGGAUGGACGCAGAUGGUGGCAGUGCUGUCGUACGUAUCAUUCAGCAGGAGCAGAACACGGGCGCAGAAGAUGGCCUAGAGAAAAUUCCACUCGAGGGGGUGAUAGUUGAUAAUGAAGUUGCUGAUGCUCCCAUUCCUAGUUGCUUUUAUCAACCAUCAGCAGUAGUGCCCAAAUUAGGGCAAUUAUUCAAGGAAGACACGGAUGGGUUUGCAUUUUAUAAUCUUUAUGCUGGAUUCCAUGGUUUCGGUAUUAGGCAUCACAAGAAAAGAGAUAGGAAUGGAGGUGUGAAAAGCAUGCAAGAGUACUGCUGUGUACGCCAGGGGAUAGACAAAAGUACGAAAGGUGCAUCAACUAGGAUUGGUUGCAAAGCUAUGAUUAGGCUUAACCGUUUUUCAGAGAGGCAACAAUGGAUGAGUAUCGUGCAAGGUUUGGUAGACAAUGAGAUGCCUCCGACGGGCAUGUACGGAUUGCUUUCAGGAAUGCAUGGAGGCCCUGGUUUGGCGCCUUUUACAAGAAGGGUGGUGAACAGAUUGGCCUAUUCUAUUCGGAGAGAUGAUUGUGCGGAUGAUAUUGAGAAAACAUUGGAGUACUUUCAAGAGCUGCAGAGUCGGAGCAAGAACUUGUAUUACACCAUGCAGACAGAUGGGGCUGGUAGGAUUAAAAAUCUAUUUUGGUCGCAUGCACUGUCGAGACUUAGUUUUGAGCACUUUGGUGAUGUUGUUACGUUUGAUACAACAUAUCAGACAAAUAUGUAUAACAUGCCUCUUGGUGUUUUUGUUGGGGUGAAUAAUCAUUGCCAAACUGUAGUAUUUGGUUGUGCAAUGAUGAGAGAGGAAACAGUGGAAUCUUUCAAAUGGUUGUUCCGCGCUUUUAGUAAGGCGAUGCAUUGGAAGAAACCAGCGGCAAUUCUCACAGAUAACUGCUAUCAGAUGGAAGCGGCGAUCAAAGCUGUGUGGCCUGGUGUGUAUCACAGAGUUUGCAAGUGGCAUAUUUUGAAGAACGCUAAAGAGAACCUUGGAAACAUAUAUAGCAAGAGGAGCACAUUCAAGGAUGAGUUUCAUAGAGUUCUGAAUGAACCGCAGACAAUAGACGAGUUUGAAAAAGCAUGGACUGAUUUAAUCAAGAGGUAUAAUCUAGAGGAGAGUGUGUACUUGAAACGGAUGUGGGAUAUUAAGGAGAAGUGGGCUCCUGUUUACUUCAAGUCUUAUUUUUUUGCUAAAAUGUCGACCACUCAGAGAAGUGAGAGCAUGAAUCAUGUUCUGAAGAAGUAUGUGAGGCCAUCUUCCCCAAUGAAUGUGCUUGUUAGAAAGUAUGAAAGUUUCUUUUAUGACAGAAUUCAGGAGGAAGACGCGGAGGAGUUUCACACAUCUGAUGACAAGGUGAUUACAGCAACGAAGUCGCCUUUGGAAAAACAUGUUGCACGUGUUUACACAAGAGGUGCUUACAAAAAGUUCAAGGAACAAUUUGUGUGGAGUGUCUCGUAUGAUAUAAGACCAUCGAUGGAUGAACAUCAUUUUAUGGUGAUACAUAUGGGCGAAGAAAAGGAUAGCUGGGGCAGGAAAGAGUAUGAUGUGUAUGCAACUAUCGGUGAGAGAGAUUUUUCUUGUGUCUGCAAACUGUUUGAGCACUUGGGAAUACUAUGCCGGCACAUAUUGAAGGUUAUGGUGCAGUUCGGGUUCAGGGAGAUACCAGAACAGUACGUGAAGAAGAGGUGGACUAGAAGUGCUAGAGAUUCCAUCCCAGAACACCUAAAAGAGUACGUAAAUGAUAAUGAAGCUGCUGCGUCGAGGACUUAUCGACAUGACCUGAUGUAUCAGACGGCACUCGAUAUGGUUAGGCUCGGUGAUACGAACACAGAGUCGUAUCGGAAGACUAUGGAUGUCAUGUGCAAGCACAUUAGUGAUUUGAAAAUACUGGCUGCCACAGAAGAAACAAGCACCAAGGAGAGUAGAAAGAGUGAAAGAUUAUCAGGGAAGAUAGUUGCUGCUGAUGUGAUGAGUGAGUUCGACGAGGACCUGCUGAACGAUAACUUUGUAGAUGACUUUGAGGCACAAGAAGGUGCUGGUGAAGAAUCGUUUGAUGAGGAAAUAGAAGGUCAGGAGUUUGUAGAAACUCCAUUUGGAUGUGACAUACUUCCUCCAGAAUUUAGAAGAGGGAGGGGACGACCUAAAGUCCGAAGGUUCAAGUCAAAGGCAGAAAUGGCGUCUCGGCAUGGUAAGAAAAGCGGACACGUAUCCCAAAUGAAAAAUGUUGAAACUGGGAGUAGUUCUGCGGGGGCUAGACCGAUGCAAAUUAGGUAUUGUGGCAGCUGUGGUCAGCAAGGACACAAUAAAAGUACGUGUGGCCGUGAUUCGACUUACAAGAGAAAGUAG